CGCACCCCUUGUCCUUGCAUAGUUGCCCCCUUUUGAUCUGUGUUCGUCUCCGGUUUAAUGGAUGUUAAAGCCACCUCUACUCACACCGGUGGUCUUCAACUAGGAGAUGCAGUGGAGGUGAAGUCGCCACUUGAGUACUCCGACCACCCCCGAUCUGAACCACAUCUUUCAGAUCUGAAAAGUGUAAAGUCCAUUCGAAUUUUGGAUCUGAAAAAAAAGCCUUGGGUAAACCCAGUGAUCGUUCGGUUCAGUGAUUGUUCCACUGAAACAGAUCCUUAUUGGCGGUUGAGGAAAAAGUACGGCUCCAACCUGGUGAGUGACACGUUCGAAGGGCUGGAUGGCUUGGAGGACUCAGGG
Messenger RNA from Cuscuta epithymum, 357 nucleotides. The record is from the annotation of a GenBank genome assembly. NCBI's taxonomy places the organism in Eukaryota, Viridiplantae, Streptophyta, Magnoliopsida, Solanales, Convolvulaceae.